Molecule: messenger RNA, 2824 nt
Organism: Mercenaria mercenaria
Lineage: Eukaryota; Metazoa; Mollusca; Bivalvia; Venerida; Veneridae
Exons: 4
Coding region: 93-1076 (327 amino acids)
Source: RefSeq, a predicted model, not a curated record
AACAGUAACUAGUAAACAGCGACACACCGUUUAUCAAACACAGAACUGAAACAUGGAUGAAAGUUCGGGAGGAAUAUCGAUGAGAAAAAACUAUGAAAUCACAUAGACGUCGAUCAUCUCGUAACGACGACGACGGUUACGAGGCGGAUGAUGAAGAUUCCGAAUGUUCAAUAGUAUCCUCUUCACCGCAAGUUUCACCACCCCAUGAUACCUUCACUUUCUCUCAACCGGAAGUGCCUGUAAUACUUUUGCAAGCUGAUGGUCAACUUAUUUCAUCUGACCCUAAUAAUAACAAUAACAGAUCCAUCUUAGACCAGGGGCGUGGCAAAAAGCGAAAGCUUGAUGAAAAUGGAAUCGACACGCAUGCGCCCAAAAGGCAGAAAAGAUAUCAUGUGUAUGGGGGGCCUAUUAAGGGGGUAAAACGUACGUUUCAAGGUGAGUAUUCGGUGCAAGACUUUAAACGCAUGAAACUGUCACCGGAAGAGAACGUUGAGACAUGGUUACAGGACAAUAUGCAGUUUCUUUCCAACAGUUUGUCUGACACAGAGAUUGGAGGCGAUUUUAACACCACUUAUAGUGCUACCUCCCUUCUUGCGUCUGUGUCAAUGCCGACCUAUUUAGACAGGGAUUCGCCUUACAAAAAUACCAAAUUAGAAAACGAUGACAAAAAUAACAUAUCUGAAAAUGAGGCAACUCCCUGUCCAUCACGCUGCAAGUGCAGCGCCAUUGUGGAUACUUUUAUGCAAUAUCUACGAGAAGAGGCCAAGAUCAAGGUUUAUGAUACGCCGUAUGCCGUUUCCCGCGAAUGUGAUCAUCCAAACUGCGAGUUAGCCGUCCAUAGUUCUGCCUCCGCCCUUUCUUCUGUAUCAUUGCCGGCCGUAAACGUCAGAAGUACAGACCUGAGUGCACCUGUAAACGUAGUACCGGAGCCUGAGGCGAGCAUUUUUGUGAAAUAUCUACGAGAACAGGCCAAGUGCAAGGUUUUUGACGCCUAUACCCGCAAGUCUGAAAAUUUGGAAGAGUGGGUCUAUAUAUCAGUCGAGCCAGAACCAACAUACGAUAUUUUGCUAUGUUGAUUUUGUUCUUUGUAUACCCAGUAUCAUUUACGCCGUAUUUUCACUUUCCUUUUUUCUCUUUUUUUACUUUUUUUAACGUUUUCGUUCUCAAAUAUUUCGAUCUGAUGAUUUGAUGUUUGGUUUUAUAAAUCAGUUUUCAAAAUUUUCAAGUCUACCGUUUUCUAAAACUUGGACAUAUUGAUGUUAGCAUAUCCAGUCUGACGUUUUUUGACAUAUUUAUUGGAUUCAUCCUCUUUCAUCCCACCGUUUUCCACAAAAUUAAUUAAUUUUAACUACUGCAUUUCGAAUAAACCCAAAUUAGAUAUUUCGUACUAAUUUACUGUUAACAUUUACAACCUCAACUAUUUCGAUCUGGUAAUUUGAUUUCUGGUUAAAUUUCUUUUUCAAAAAAUUUAUGUCUACCGUUUAUUCGGUAUGAGUACCUAAUUUUCUAAAACUUGGACAAAUUAAUGUUUAAAUUUUCAAUCUAGCAUAUUUUGGUAUAUCAAUUAUUGAUCCAUCCUCUUAAUUUUUGUUCCACUGUUAUAUAAUCGAUCUGAUAAUUUGAUGUUUGGUUUUAUAUAUCAUUUUUCAAAAUUUUCAGUUCUACCGUUUUCUAAAAAUUGGACAUAUUGAUGUUAGGAUUUCCAGUCUGACAUUUUUUUACAUAUUUAUUGGAUUCAUUCUCUUUCAUCCACUGUUUUCCACAAAAUUAAUUAAUUUUAACCGCUGUAUUUCGAAUUAAUCCAAAUUAGAUAUUUCAUAUUAUUUUACUGUUAACGUUUACAAUCUCAACUAUUUCGAUCUGGUAAUUUGAUUUUUGGUUUAAUUUCAAUUUCAAAAUUGUAGGUCUACCGUUUACUCGGUAUGAGUACCUAAUUUUCUAAAACUUGGACAAAUUGUUUUUAAGAUUUUCAGUCUAACAUAUUUUGGUAUAUUAAUUAUUAGAUCCAUCCUAUUAAUUUUCGUUCCACAUAUAUAAUUCUAAUCCCUGUAUUUCGAAUUAACCCAAAUUAGAUAUUUCAUAUUAUUUUACUGUUAAUGUUUACAAUCUCAACUAUUUCGUUCUGAUUAUUUGAAUUUUGGUUUAAUUUCAUUUUCAAAAUUUUUUAGGUCUACCGUUUACUCGGUAUGAGUACCUAAUUAUCUUAAACUUGGACAAAUUUUAUUAAGAUUUUCAAUUUAGCAUAUUUUGGUAUAUCAAUUAUUCUAUCCAUCCUCUGAAUUUUCGUUCCACUGUUUUCCGCAUAGAUAGUUUUAACUACUGUAUUUCGAAUUAACCUAAAUUAGAUAUUUCGUAUUAUUUUACUGUUAACGUUUACAAUCUCAACUAAUUCGUUCUGAUUAAUUGAAUUUUAGUUUAAUUUCAUUUUCAAAAUUUUUAGGUCUACCGUUUAUUCGGUAUGAGUAUUUGAUUUUCUUAAACUUGGACAAAUUGUUAGUAUUUCCAUUCUAAAAUAUUUUAGUAUAGUUUUUGAAUUCGUCUUCUUAAUUUUCGUUCCACUGUUUUCCGCAUAAAUAGUUUUAAUUACUGUAUUUCGAAUUAAAUUUUCAUUCCACUUUUUUCACAAUGACGAUUUUAAACACCGUAUUAUUUGAUUCUGUUACGUAGUAAUUAGAUUGUUCUUUUUAUUUAAUCAUGAGAACCUUUCAUUUGACCGUAUAUUAAUAUGAUAAUUCGGAUUUUUCUUUCCCUCAAAAUUUUCUUUCGUACGUAACUGCAUGUAAUAAUUUGAUUCUUAUUUUGAUUUUACACUCCUCCCCCACCC